AUGGGCUCAACUCAGUUCGGAAACUUCCGUGACUUCUGUCGCGAUUCGACCCUCCCGAUUUGCAAUAUAUUUCCAGGGUUCAGCUAUUCAGAUACCUCGAAUUUUGGAUCGUGCUACCUUACAGGCAUUUCGCUCAGCAAUGGAAGGCAUCUUGGAAACCUAGGAUCCAUACUGCUUUGCGGAAUCGCAAUCGUCGUAUCUGCAUAUCUGCUAUGGCGAUCAGAACGGAAACAAGCUGCGGUGGGACGAAGAGAGAUGCAGCUUUUUCUCCUAGGCUACCUAUUCAUCGAGAUCUGCGAGAUAUUCACCGUCGGAAAGUUCCCUUUGAACACGGACGCUAGAAUCGCCUUCACUGGUAUACAUCUUGGCUUGAUCGUCGCCACGCUCUGGAUCCUCAUGCUCAACGCUGCCGUUGGCUUCCAACUACUCGACGAUGGUACACCCCUCUCUGUCGGAUUGAUGACGGCAUCGGCUCUCGCGCUAUUCAUCGGGACGGGCUACAUCACUCUCGAUACGGGAUAUCAAUGGACCGGGUACUGGGAGUCAAGUUUAAGUGGGAACAACAGGAAUAUUGCGCUCUAUGUCCUCUAUCAACUGGCACCCCUGGUCUUCCUGUCCCUCUUCUUCCUUCUGGAGACGCUUCUGGUCAUCCGAGUCCUGGGCGAGCGCAAGCCCAUGAUCUACUUGGGAGCAGCCGCUGCUCUCUUUGCCCUUGGACAAAUCUUCAACUACCUUGUUAGCAUUCACAUUUGCAACGGGACCGAUGGCAAAAUCGACGGAUCAAUGUUUCAGACUCUGUUCACCCUCUUGUCGGUCGUUGCAGUGUGGGUCUUCUGGUCGAGCAUCACAGAAGACGACUGGCCAAUGCCUGCGGAUAACACAUAUCCGUGA
Drepanopeziza brunnea f. sp. 'multigermtubi' MB_m1 is the source of this 891-nucleotide messenger RNA. RefSeq lists its product as uncharacterized. Gene Ontology annotation, biological process: protein folding. Gene Ontology annotation, cellular component: endoplasmic reticulum membrane. NCBI's taxonomy places the organism in Eukaryota, Fungi, Ascomycota, Leotiomycetes, Helotiales, Drepanopezizaceae. The record is from RefSeq and is a predicted model, not a curated record.